Molecule: messenger RNA, 851 nt
Organism: Strongylocentrotus purpuratus (purple sea urchin)
Lineage: Eukaryota; Metazoa; Echinodermata; Echinoidea; Camarodonta; Strongylocentrotidae
Product: protein CREG1-like
Exons: 5
Coding region: 178-834 (218 amino acids)
Source: RefSeq, a predicted model, not a curated record
AAGGCAUUGCCAUAGCCCAUACACAGUACAUUGGAUGUCUGGAUGUCGACUGAUAGAGCUGCGCUGGUGUUUGAUCUUAGUUAAAUUGUGUAGCGACGACGUCGACGGCGACAAAGAUUUGACUCUGAAAAAGCCAGGUCACUAUAGAAAGACUUCGACAUUCACCGGUGUCUAACGAUGGGUCAUUGGUCACUCAUCGCUUUGGUGGUCAGCUGUUGUGUCUCUGCAGUUCUGUCCGAUAUUCAAAACCAGCUAGACAAUGCUAUCAGAAUGCCAGAAGCAGAGCAAUCCAGCGCAUCAACACGGCCACCGUUUACUGAUAAAGCAAGACGAGCAAGGUACAUGGUCCAUAAGGCUAACUGGACAGUCAUAGCGACGUUCUCCACCAAGCCUGAGAUCCUGGGACGCUCUUUCCCAGCUUCCACUUCCAUCUCGGACGGUGCGCUUGGCAAAAGCUCCGGCACACCUUACUUCUACCUGGCGGAGAUCGACAGCACCAUGCAAGAUGUCGCCAAGAACCCCAACGUGACGUUGAGCUUCAGCGAGGCCGAGUUCAGCGAUGUCGCAGACUGUGCCGUUUCUUCUUCGUCUGAUCCAGAGAACCCUCUCUGUGCAAGGUUGAUGCUUUUCGGUAAACUGGUUCACGUUACUGACCCCAAGGAAAAUGCGUUUGCAAAGGAGGCCCUCUUCUCUCGUCACCCUCUCAUGCCCAGCUGGCCCAGCGGUCACAACUUUAGCUUCAAGAAACUGAUCAUCACCGACGUCUGGAUCUUAGACUUCUACGGUGGAGGAUCAUCUCUUUCGGUUGAAGACUACUACAAAGCUACACCAUAAUCAUAGCUCAACACCAA